This is a messenger RNA of Colletotrichum spaethianum, 1986 nucleotides long. RefSeq names its product FAD-linked oxidoreductase ZEB1. Gene Ontology annotation, molecular function: FAD binding; oxidoreductase activity. The record is from RefSeq and is a predicted model, not a curated record. The transcript has 2 exons. Lineage: Eukaryota; Fungi; Ascomycota; Sordariomycetes; Glomerellales; Glomerellaceae. The coding region runs from base 1 to 1986 and encodes 661 amino acids.
AUGUCUUCGACGCGCUCUUUUCUGACGGCGGCUCUGCUGUCUGUCGGCCGCUUGGCUGCGGCUCAGACCAUUGAAGUUGAUGGCCAACAGCUUGCUGCCAACGUCUCCACCGUUGCUCCCGCUGCCGAGGUCGCUGAUGCUUCCGUCGCCAGCACCUCUGCUGGCCUCUUCACCCAGGAGAAGGUUCAGUUGACCGAUGCUGUCCUUGCCAACCUCACGGCCCUCCAGCUGUCCAACAUCUCCCUGUUCGCUUUCGAGGAUGAGUCUUCGGUCGAGAAGAGAUCUGUUUUCGGCAAAUGCAAGACGUACCCCGGAGACUUCCUGUACCCCAUCAGCCUAGUCUGGAACGUCUUUGACCUCCUUUUGGGCGGUGCUCUUGUCAAGACCAUUCCCGAAGCCUCGGUCUGCUACGAUGACUUCGGCAACUAUGAUCAGGCCAAGUGUGAUUUCUUGACUGCCAACUGGGUCAAUGGCUCGCACAUCCACACUGAACACCCCACGGCCAUCAAUGCAGUCCUUUUUGAGGGUCUGAACUGUAUGCCUCCUACGAUCAACGUCGGCGAGACCACUUGCAAGGUUGGCGGCCUUCCCUCGUAUGUUGUUGAGGCUACCACCGUCGCUCACGUCCAGCUGGCCGUCAACUUCGCCCGCAAUCUCAACCUUCGCCUGGUCGUCAAGAACACUGGCCACGACUUCGGCGCCAAGUCCACUGGUGCUGGCUCGCUGUCCAUCUGGACCCACCAAUUCAAUAACAUCCAGUACUUCCAGAGCUACCAGCAGGGCUCGUACAAUGGUCCCGCUUUCAAGCUCGGUGCUGGUGUUCGGGCGUUUGAGGUGUACGAGGCCGCUGACAAGUACGGCGUCACUGCCGUCGGCGGCGAGGGUCAGACUGUCGGUGUUAUGGGCGGCUACGUCCAGGGCGGUGGUCACAGCCCCAUGUCUGGUUUGUGGGGCAUGUCUGCCGACAAUGUGCUUUCUUUCGAAGUCGUCACUGCUGAUGGCCGCUUCGUGACUGCUAGCGAGUCUAAGAACCCUGAUCUCUUCUGGGCCCUUCGCGGUGGCGGUGGGUCGACCUACGGCGUCGUCACCUCCGCUGUGGUCAAGGUGCACCCCAAGAUCAACAUCACCACCAUGACUUUUGCCUUCUCCAGUGGUGCGAACAUCACCAACGACCAGUUCUGGGCGGCCCUCCGUGCCUACUUCGACGGUUUCGUCGAGUACGCCGUCGGCAACGCCAACUACGGAUACUUCCGUAUCCAGAACCUGGGUACUUCUUAUGCUUUCGACAUGGGUCCUUGGUGGGCUCCCAACAUGACUGAGGCCCAGCUGCGUGAGCUCACGGCGCCUCUCUUCGCCAAAUGGGCCGAAAUUGGCCUUGACAUCGAGCCCGUCUACACCGAGUACGACAACUUCUAUGAUGCCUGGAGUGCCUCGUUCCCCUUGGAGCCCUGGGGAUCCAAUGCCAUUCGUCAGGCCAGUCGUCUCUUCCCCAAGGCCAACUGGGAGGACGAGACCAAGCUCAACGCGACCUUCGAGGCCAUCAAGUCCGUUGUCGAAGAUGGUGCAUACAUCGUUGCCUUCAACAUGAUGGCUGCGCCCAAGACCGGCUACCCUGACAACGCCGUCAACCCUGCCUGGCGCGAGGCCGUCAUGCACUGCAUCGCUGCCGCCAUGUGGGAUCCCACUGCCGAGGAGUCAGUCAUCAAAGCUGCUAGCGACAAGCUCACCUUCGACUGGCUCCAGCGCUGGCGUGAUGUUUCUCCCGGUGCCGGUGCGUACAUGUCCGAGUCGGAUUACAUUGAGCCCAACUUCACCCAGGCUUUCUGGGGCACAAAGUACGAGAAGGCCCUUACGCUGAAGAAGAAAUACGACCCCAACGAUGUCUUCUACGCCCAGAACGCUGUCGGGUCGGAAUACUGGCAGAUGUCGGAAAUGAUUCUGGGUAACCUGCCAUCCCAGAACAGCAAGCUGUGCCGCAAGCAGUAA